AUGUAUUCAGUAGACAUCAAUAUAGAAGGCUCAUGUGGGAUUUUGCGGACUAUUGACUGUGUUAGAGUAAGGAAAUUAAAUUACUUAAAAAUCAAGUACGACUCACAAUGUAGACCUAUAAAUAUCAGAAAAGAUUAUUUAAAUAGACAGUUUACAUCUGAAGAGGUGUAUGAUGCCAUUUAUUAUAAAAGUAAAGUAUUCAAUGAUGAUAUUAUUAUAAGGCCAGAGGUAUCUGAUAACUAUGGAGAGAAGUACUUAGACACUUUUGGUAUAAAUAAUCAACUCUGCAAUAUUGAUUUUCCUUCGAAAUCUCACUUUGUUGAUAAAGUACUAUCUCUACCUUCUCGUUCAGAUAGUCUAAAGUUUGGGUUACAUCCUCAAUUGAAGAAUAAUUUUUUAAAUUAUAAUGGUUGUAAAGUUUGGCUUGGGAGUACUGAAACAAAUGAAAUGAAAUGUAUCUCUGUAAAUCCAAUGAGCAUUAAUGCCAUAAGCUGGAGUCCUCAUUUUUUUACUGGAACAUUUGUAACUUGUGGAAAUGAUGCAGUAAUAAGAGUUUAUGAUGUUAGAACUAGAAGUGACGAAUAUUCAUUUUUAUCUUAUUACAAUACUGCAUGUAUGCAAUGGAAUCCAGUAGAAGCUUAUUAUCUUGCUGCUUUACAUGAUAAUGGGAAUUUUAUGAGUGUAUAUGAUAUUAGAGGACCAAAGUGCCUUGGAAUUUUACCUCGAAAUAUUUGGAUAAGUUCAUGUAAUAAAUCACAGUUUAAUUUAAACAAAACUAGGGGAAACUUUGCAUCUUUAUCAUGGGUCCCAUAUAACAAGAAUUUAGUUUUAAUUAAUGAAUUAAAUUCAUUUUAUGUAAUUGACAUAUCAUUUUUUAGUGAUUACUUUGGUGCAGGUCAUUUUUCAAAUGUUAAAAGUACUAUUAGAGAAGGCAAUUUAAGUAGCAAUGGUAUAGCUAGAAUAGUGAAAAAUUCCAAUUUUGAUUAUGAUUCUGAAACUAGUCAUUUUAGUGAGAAUAGCUUGUCCCUAAUAUCAAGACAAUCUUAUGAAGAAAGUGACCCAUAUUUAUGCAGAAGUUUAGAUUUUAUACCAAAUACUUCCACUCUAGUUAUACUUGACUGUUUAACUAACAAGCUUCUACAAUGCAAUAUAUUAUCUACUCAAGAUUAUUUAAGUUUUCAAGAAUGCAACAUCUUUGUUCCACCAAAUUGUAUAGAUAUUUUUAUUCGGAAAGAUGAUAAGCUUAUUUUUCAUUCUAUUUCUGAAGCAAAACACUUGGAUUUAAGAUAUAAUGUGAAGGAUGACUCUAAUUUUGAAACAAUAAAAUUAAAAUUAGCACCAAAUAUAGAAUUAUCCAGUUUUCCAAGUUCUUCUUUCAUUAUAUCUAAAUUAGACUUUAUAUCACAUAAGAAGCUUUCUCUACUUUGUUUAGGCAAAAACAGAACUCAACAGGAAUUUGGGCAGUUUACCCAAAAUAAUAAGGGUAUGAAUAUAAUGAAGAAUUUACUACAGAAAUGUGUAAAUGAUAUCUUAAAUAUUUAUGAGAAGAAGAAAAGUAAUCCUCAAUUAAUAUUAAAUAUAUUGUUUAUGUCUGUACAAAGUAGUGAGAAAGUUUUUGUUCGUCUAAGACGUCAUACAUCUUUAAGAAAUCAAAUAAUUUGUGAAGAUAAUAGAGAAAAGUUUAAAUCAAUUUUAGAUGGCACUUUUGACUCUUUUGAGUUUCAUAUUAUACUGAGUUUAUGCGAAAAAAAUGGUGUUUUUAUACAUGUUACAUAUCAUAUAAACCGUACAAUGUUUGCAGGACCUUGGAAUUCUGGAGACAAAAAUUUACCUCAUGAAAACUCUAAGAUUACAAAACCUGAUAGAUAUUCCAAAUAUUCAUUUAAUAACUAUUUAGUAAUUUUACCGAUGACAAUUACAAGUAGUCAUAAAUAUCUGGAUAAACUAGCACUCCAAAAAAUAUUUUCAGCCUUUGAAAUAAGAGUACAGUUACAGGAUGAUCAUAUAAUUUUGACUGACAACACCAAUGAAUUUUUAAAUAUGCCCAAAUUUCAAAAUAAUCUCUUAGAAGUAUACACAAAUAAUUCACAAGAUGAAGGUAAUUCUUUUGAAUUUAAAAAUUGGACUCAGGUUUUAUUAAAUUGGCCAAACUUAAUAUCAAAAAAAGUAUUGAAUGUAACUUCUAAAGUUCAUAAUUCUUUAGAUGAAGAUUUAAUUGAACAAAUUGUUGAACAAAGAAAUAAUGAAGGGGUUAAAUUUUCACAAUCUGUGGAUAUAUUCAAUAAGAUAUCUAACAUUAGUUUAGUAAAGAAAUCAUCUUCCAUAUUUAGUGGAUAUAAUUCAAUAUUUGUACCUACAAAAGUAAAUAUAAUUAAAUAUAAACUUUUAGUAAAUAACAAUGAAUCUUUUGAAAACAUCAAAUAUCUUUUAGAUCAGAUCAAAGACAUCUUAAAAAUUGAUUUUAAAGAUUAUGCCGCAAACAACAAUGAAUUUGAACAUUUAAAUUUAGACUUUAAGUCAUAUUGCUAUCAGGUAUUAAUUUGGCUCAAUAAUACAUUUUACUAUUGUGCAAAUCAAGAUAUAACAAGCGCAAGAAGUUUUUAUAUUUCAACUACUAAAGAGACAAAAAGAUCUUCAUUCUUGAGUCCAUCAAGAGUUCACGACUUACUAACAAAUAUAAGAUCUGAUAGUAGCCAUAGCUUUAAUAAAAAUGAGGAUAGGAGUAGAAGAACUCCUAAAUUUAACCGAAAAGUACUAAUAUACAUCUUUAACCGUCCAGCUGACUUUUUUUUGAAUAUAACUAAAUUGGAAGUAGAUAAUCUGCUAAAGCUACUAGAAUAUAUAUGUACUUCUUUAACUAACAAUUAUAAUGCUUGUCAUUUAGUUAAAGCUGUUAAAAAACUAAGUAUAUAUAUAAGAAGGCAUCUAAACUGCAUAAUAGAGAGUUCCUAUGAGCAUACCCAUUCUACAUCUGAUUCAGAUAAAUUAUCUAAAGAAAUCCAAUAUCCGUUCAAAUGCUGCAUAUGUUUAGACAAUGUAUAUGGUCUAUACACUCGCUGUGUUAAGUGUUCCCAUGGAGGACAUACUAAACACUUUAGGCAAUGGUUCGAAGAUAAUAGGAAAUGUCCCCAAUUAGACUGUCUCUGUAAAUGUAAUAAUUGGAAGUAG
Molecule: messenger RNA, 3168 nt
Organism: Cryptosporidium muris RN66
Lineage: Eukaryota; Apicomplexa; Conoidasida; Eucoccidiorida; Cryptosporidiidae
Exons: 1
Coding region: 1-3168 (1055 amino acids)
Biological process (GO): positive regulation of TOR signaling
Molecular function (GO): protein binding
Source: RefSeq, a predicted model, not a curated record